AUGGAUGACUUAGCUCUCCUUGACUUGUUGGAGUGUCCUGUGUGCUUUGAAAAGCUUGAUGCCACAGCAAAGGUGCUACCUUGCCAGCACACUUUCUGCAAACCUUGUCUGCAGAGGAUCCUGAAAUCCCAGAAGGAGCUCAGGUGCCCAGAGUGCAGGACCCUUGUUCUCUGCAGCAUCGAACAGCUGCCCUCCAACCUGCUCCUCAUUCGCCUCCUGGAUGGAGUCAGGUGUGGACAAAACGUUAGCAGGUUUGGCUCCAUCCAGAGGUCAGGGGUCCUGUCCUCCCCAGCCUCCAUCAGGAGAGUCCCCAGGGGGCUGCAGCUUCAUCAGCACCGUCUGGCGACAAACCCCAGGAUCCACAUGGAAGGGGUCCCGCGAGCCAAGGCCCUGUACACCUACCGAGGGCACAACCCUGGGGAGCUGAGGUUCAAUAAGGGGGAUAUCAUCGUGCUGCUCCGACAGCUGGAUGAGAACUGGUACCUGGGAGAGGUCAACGGGAUCAGUGGCGUUUUCCCAGCCAGCUCCGUGCAAGUCAUCAAGCACCUGCCCCUGCCACCGCCCCUUGGCAGAGCACUCUACAGCUUCGACCUGAGGAGCAGGGAUAAGGCCGAGAACAAGGACUGCCUGACAUUUCACAAGUCAAACACCACUGCAAGGCAGCUCCUGCAGAGCAGCAAAAGCCAGUGGUCACCUCAGUUCAAGUGCACGUCCCUACGCACGGCGUCUCCGAAGGCCAAGGGCACAGACUCACCAGCUUUCCCCAAGGUGCCCGAUGCCCGGCGGAAGAGCCUGCGGCAGUUCUCCAUCACCACUGCCCUCAACACCCUCAACCGCAUGGUCCACGCACCCACGGAGCGGCAGGCACUGGAGAUCAGCUCCCCUGUGCUCAUCAGCUCCAGCAACCCCACAGUGGCUACCCAGAGCAGUGAGAAGGCAGAGGUUCCCCACGGCUCCCCUCUCCAGGUCAGUGCAUCUUACUACCCUGCGCCAGGAUCGCUGGGGCAUUCAGCAGCCAUUGUCACUCUUCCCCCUCUGCAGCACCACAUAUCAUCUUAUAUGUUCGUGGCUCUCCAUUCCUAUAUGGCUCACGGACCAGAUGAGCUGGAGCUGCAGAAGGGAGAAGGAGUCCGUGUCUUUGGGAAGGACCAUGACGGCUGGCUGCGGGGCAUGUCCCUUGUCACGGGCAGAGUGGGGAUCUUCCCCAGCAACUACGUCGCUCCUCUCUUCAGCAGCACUGGUGAUCAGAAAUCCAGUCUCUCUGACUCAAAGAUGCCUUCCCUGUAUGCCUCAUGGACGCUGUCGACCUCCUCACUCUCCUCUCAAGGGAGCAUCUCAGAAAACGGCCCGAGACAAAGCAGACCCUUGAAACCAGCACUGCUGCCCGUGCCCAUCCCCUCUCCUGGGAGGAGUGCGGCUGCGGGACAGGCAUCGCUGCGGCGCGGACGUGGCAGCACCAGGAAGAAUGGGUCCUUGCAGAGGCCAGGGCAGGCAGGAAUCCCCAUGCAAGUUGCCGGUUCCCUCAGGCGUCCUUCUGCAGCUGCUGUGCGACCUCAGCAGUUUCAGCUUUACCAGCACAUCAGCCCCCAGCUGCACACCAUGCCUCCUGGAGCUGGCAUGGCCGAGACAGGAGUGAGGCCAAACUUCUCCCAUGAUGUUUCACCAGCGCUGGUGGUCAGAGCAGGGGAAAGCAGAACUCCCUCUGUGUGCAGCUCAGUGAUCCUGGAUGCCAAAGACCCUCCAACAAAGAGUGAGGCAGCUUCAAAGCCACCUGCAUCAGCCCCACCAUCUAUCCUGGUGAAACCAGACACCUCCCGCAACAGCACUGAAAAGCAAGUGAAGACAGUGAGGUUCCAGAACCACAGCCCGCCACCACCCAAGCGGCACAGCCUGCAGCCCUCACCCAGCCUGGCGCGCAGCAGGACGGAGCCCGCGCCCGAGCUCCUGCCACCUGACACCAGCCUGUUGGGCCCUGAGCUGGCCCUGCUCUACUCGCCCAGGGUCAGCUCCAGCCCCCUCCACCAGCGACGGGCGCUGCACCCGAAGGCACUGUCGCUGGACCUCUCCGGGCAGCUGACCUUCCCUGUCAAGAAGAACUACAGCAGCAUUUCUGCAAACUGA
Molecule: messenger RNA, 2121 nt
Organism: Colius striatus (speckled mousebird)
Lineage: Eukaryota; Metazoa; Chordata; Aves; Coliiformes; Coliidae
Gene: SH3RF2
Product: SH3 domain containing ring finger 2
Exons: 9
Coding region: 1-2121 (706 amino acids)
Biological process (GO): positive regulation of JNK cascade; negative regulation of apoptotic process; positive regulation of proteasomal ubiquitin-dependent protein catabolic process
Cellular component (GO): nucleoplasm
Molecular function (GO): protein phosphatase 1 binding; ubiquitin protein ligase activity
Source: RefSeq, a predicted model, not a curated record